AUGGCAUGUAAAAUAGUGACGAAAGGAAAGAAAUAUUUUGCCAAAUUAUCAGAUAAGCAAGCUCCGUGUGCGUUUUGCAACCGUACUGUUGAUGAGGAGACUACAUUCGGCAAAUUAUAUAGCAUUGGAGACAUACAUUGCCAUUAUUUUUGCGUUUUGCUAUCCUGUUGUCUGGUACAAAGAGGGAAAGAUGAAGAAGGACUCUAUGGUUUUUUAUAUCCUGAUAUAUUAGCUGAAAUUGAGAGGAGUAAAAAACAUAAAUGCUCAUACUGCAAUAAAGAUGGCGCUACAUUGGGGUGCUCGGUGACACAAUGCAGGAAGCAAUUCCACUUGCCUUGUGGACGGGAGAAGAGUGCAGUUUCAUUGUUCUAUGGGAACUAUAAAUCGUUCUGCAAAGAUCAUGCGCCAAAACAGAAAGUACCUAACGUUAUAAUGGAGAAAGCUAGAGUUAGGAAGACUUUAGCGAAUAAAAUCAAAAGAUAUAAGUUAAAUAUUAAAGAAAACCCAGAUAAAGAAGACGAAAGAACAGUUUGUGUUAUCUGCUACGAAGCGGUGGACGGUUUCCCCACAGUCCAGACUUUUUGGCCGCCAUGUUGCGCUAGAGAUGCUUGGUUCCAUAGAAAUUGUAUAGAACGCAUGGCUUUAAGUGCUGGUGUCCAUUAUUUAAAAUGCCCGCUCUGCAACGACAAAGAUAAUUUCUACAAAGCAGUGCUAGAUCAAGGAUAUUACGUCCCGGACAGGGACGCAGCGUGGGAGUUAGAACAAAAUGCCUAUUCAGAUAUGUACGAGCGUCCGGCGGUGUGCUGUGUGGACGAGUGCAAGUGUCCCGACGGUCGCGAGUUCGAUGCUGAGUCCGGGGAAUGGGAUAUAUCAGCGUGUUUACUAUGCGGUGGUGGCGGCUCGCACCGCGCAUGCGCACAGCUGUAUGUAUGUGCUGCGUGCGCACACGCAGGGCUCACUACCGACCAGCUGUGUGCACUGAAAAGAGUGCCUCUGCCGUCUCAAAGUCAAACAUCGAGGAUAAGAACUCAUGGACCAAUAAUGCCGAGUAGGAUGUCAUUGCGGAGAACUAAACAAAGAAGUAAUAUGUAUACAUCAUCUACAUCAAUGCACAAUUUACAUACAAACGUUCAAAAUGUAUUACCAACAGAAGAAAGCCGAAUGGAAUUAAAUUUGAAACCACCGAAAAAACGUCUAUUUGAAAAUACAAGCUAUCAGAAAGCCGAUACAUUUUCAUCGCCAGUGAAAUUGAUUGAAAGGGAAAUAAAGGAGAGAUAUAAUACAAAUUGUAUCGCCGAUUUUGAUAAAGUUUUGACUAAAGUGAUGGAAAAGUUUCGGAAGCCCAGGCCUUUGGUUGAGAAGAAGAAAAUUGUGCAUAAAAUAAUAGAAGGGCUAAUAAAUAAUUUAAGUAAAGAAAAUACGAAAACCAAAGAAGUAAUUAAAGAGUGGAAUUCACCGAAGAAAUGUUUGAAUGAUGUAAAUGAAAACCCACAAGCAAUUAUAGAUUUAACUCCCAAAAAAGGAAAAUCUGAAUCAAAUGAAGAAUUAUUACUAAUAGAAGAUAAAAAAAUAAAAAAUAUAGAACAAAGAACUCCCACGAAAACAAUUUCGGUAGAAGGAAUAAGAGAUACAAUUUUAUUUAUAAAUGACACGACUAAGUUAAAAAAAAUUAACAUUCAAAGCGACUCUAUGGAAAUAUCUGAAAAUGAGGAAAAAGUGAACAUUGAUUUGGUGAAAGUUGAAGAUGAAAUGUCCCCGAAAACUGAUAAAAAAGGAAAAUGUCUCAAGUUCAGUCCGUUUGAAGGGAAUUUAGAAAAGAAUAUGGAUAUAGAUGUGGAAAGUUUUAAAAAUCAAUACUUAAAUGAAGUUGACAGAAAGUUUUGUUGUAAUUUCGAACACAAACACACAAACAAUCAGAAUAAUAAUGUACAAUUAAAAACCGCUAUCGAUUUCGCGGUGAACACUUUAAAUAAACCGCCAAAACGAAAACUACCAUCGGACAAUAAUGUUGCCAGCAAGAGAAUAAAAAUUACCAAAAUGGUCAAAAAUAAAAAAUACAAGAAUAAAACCGAAUUAUCGAUUCGCAAUAGGAAUAUUAAUUUGAGGAUUAAAUGGAAGAACGAGGAGGUGAAUUUGAAAAUUUCCAACUUGAAGAAGAGAAAUAGAAGGAGUAGGAAGAAAAAGAAGAAGGUUUUAAAACAAUAUGUACUGAGCCCUCAAGCGGAUGGCAGCGAUAUAAUAAGGAGACCUACGAAUGACGUCUCGCCAAUAAAAAGAAAAUAUAUUAAAACAGAAAAAUCCCAUCUUCCUGAAUGUGUCAGUUGUACUAAAACUGCUAAAGAGUUUUAUUCGUGCGAGGUGAAAAAUAAUAUUAUUCCUCAUAUAAGGCGGUUUCAACCCCCAUUUUCACCACGGAAGCAUCCGGGUACUAGGGCCUCUGCGCCCGGUCGCUCAAACAGUCGGGUCGACGUCGAGCAGUGGGGGGAUCGGUGCGGGCAUAUACAACAUUUUGCUGCUUGCUCAAGCGCUAGCUUUAGGUGCCGAUUCACCCUCCGCUCGCGCACACGCCCGAUCAUGUUGAGAUCGGUCGCGAGGCACCCGGAUGCUGACCAGGGAGCAUCCACGUCAGCAUCACAAGCACCUGAUCUCAGGCAGCUGUAUACUACUCUAAAUGAGUAUCUGCAGUUGGAGCACAAGUUCCAACCGAGAUUGUGUUUGCCAACUGAGGGAGAGAAUGGCGAAGUAACUACCGGUGCAAGAGAUGGCGCCGCACACGUCCUUCGCUGUCUCAAAGUUUGGUUCGAUCUUCCGGCGGAUGUGCUCAUUAGCGCCAUUAAUUUGUUUGAUCGCUUCCUAACUAAAAUGAAAGUGCGCCCGUGUCACGUGCCGUGCAUCACCGUAUCUUGUAUGAAUAUUGCGAUAGAUGAGUACGCGGAGAUGACGAAACAGCCGAGGAACGUUUCUGUCGAAGAACUUGUGUCUGUAUCCCAGUCGGCGUGCACGGCGGGUGAUGUGGCACGCAUGUCGCGCGUCAUCACCGAUAAGCUGGCGCUCGCCCAGCGCGGCUCAGUGAGCGCGCUGCACUGGGUGCGCCUGCUGAGGGCGCUGGUGCUGGCCGCUGCUGAGUCGCUGGGUAUGCACAACUGUGUGUUGCCGGAAACAGAACUAAUAAAUCUACUGGAGAUAGCAGUUUGCGACGCCGGCUGUGUGAACGCGCGCACGUGUGAACUGGCCCUCGUUCUUGUUUACCAUCAGUUAGAAAAACAACUGGUCGAAUGGAGUCGGCUGGCAGCAGAAGGAGGUGCUCCGGUGCCGGAGGAUGCCUACUACUUGUAUGAGUUUGCUGCUCAAUUACAAGCACAUUGUAAUAUGUCGGACGCGUCGCUGGUGCAGACGCGCGCUACGGCGCUCGCGGUGGCGGCGCGCUACGAGGCGCGGCAGGCGGCGCCGCAGCGGCAGCGGCUUGUGUGGCGGCUGUCCGAGAGAACUCUGAAGGUGCUUCGUCCCACGGACCGUCUAACGUCUCUAUUGCCGACCAUAGAGGAGCAACACUUGGCUGUGGAUGCAACGCCCAAACGAAACAGAUCCGGAAGCGAAAGCAGCGAAAGUGAAGAAACCUCUGACUGGCCAAGAAGUCCCGUUCUGCCCGUGUACUGCGACAAU
Molecule: messenger RNA, 3663 nt
Organism: Brenthis ino (lesser marbled fritillary)
Lineage: Eukaryota; Metazoa; Arthropoda; Insecta; Lepidoptera; Nymphalidae
Source: the annotation of a GenBank genome assembly